This is a messenger RNA of Columba livia (rock pigeon), 13684 nucleotides long. It is a transcript of the gene TPMT, whose product is annotated as thiopurine S-methyltransferase. Bases 8963 to 10768 code for a protein of 601 amino acids. Gene Ontology annotation, molecular function: nucleic acid binding; RNA-DNA hybrid ribonuclease activity; thiopurine S-methyltransferase activity. The record is from RefSeq and is a predicted model, not a curated record. Lineage: Eukaryota; Metazoa; Chordata; Aves; Columbiformes; Columbidae. The transcript has 2 exons.
ACUUUGCACUGUUCAUGUUUUGAUUUUGCAUGCUUUAGUAUAAAUGGUAUAUAGAUGUGAUAGAUAUGUAUCUUCCCCAAGUUUUUUGUGAGCAUAGCUUUGUCAGCUGAACACACCAAUACAACUGUGUGUUAAAAAUUUUAGAUGUUGAGACUAAAUUUGCUUUCUCUCUAGCAUUCAGACAUGUUAAGGAUAAGUGGAGGACAGGCGUGGUAUAUUAUUGAAGAAAUUCAACUGGAAGCGUAGCUAUGACAAUGAAACUGGAAGAGUGGAUGUUCAGCAUAACAUCCUGCCUGGUCCAGGGAGCUUGAAGCACUCCCAAGAACCUUGGCUUCACUCGUAUUACCUCAUACUUGCAACCCAAUGUGCUGCCCAUCUUAUGCUUCUCUCCCAGCCUCUACCAUGGUCUGAAUAUGUUUGGAAGAGGUGAAAUUCUGUAAAAUCAUAAAUAAUUUUUUCCUUUUAUAACUUUCAUUACAUACCUAAGUCUGAGGUAUUUUGAAAUAUUUCUUUUUAAUUAUGAACUCUCAGAAGGAAAAUAUUUCUUGCUGCUUUUAGGCUCUUCACCAUAAUUAUCCCUGAAAAAAUAGGUCUUGUUAUCAUAAGCAACAACAGCUUAGUUCAUUCCUCUCCCUCUCACAUUAUGCAGCUUUUACCUUUAAUUAUGCCAUUGUAUUAAUAGCAUAAAGCAGUUGUGGGCUGGAUUCAUACAGCGCACAGAGAGUGCUUGUAUCCACAGCAUGUUCAUGACUUCUCACAAUGUGGCUACCCUGGCUGCAGUCUGGAGGUGAUGCAGCAGCAGCACCUGAAGCUGUCUGGUGGCCCACCAAGGUGCCACAAGCUCUUGGAUGUGGUGUCUUCUGGUUCCUGCAGAUGAUGCUACACACUGGAGCCCGGUUGCAGGCCAGGUGCUGUGAGCGAUGGCGCUGGCUCUCCUGCUGCAGUGUGAAUGUUUGUAUCAAAAACAGCGUGGUCAGCAGGACAAGGGAAGUGAUCCUUCCCCUGUACUCUGCAUUGGUGAGGCCACACCUGGAGUAUUGUGUUCAGUUCUGGGCCCCUCAGUUCAGGAAAGACAUUGAAGUGCUGGAGCGGGUCCAGAGAAGGGCAGCAUGACUGGUGAAGGGACUUGAACACAAGACCUACGGGGAGAGGCUGAGGGAGCUGGGGUUGUUUAGUCUGGAGAAGAGGAGGCUUAGAGGUGACCUCAUCACUCUCUAUAACUACCUGAAAGGAAGUUGUAGCCAGGUGGGGAUUGGUCUCUUCUCCCAGGCAGUUAGCAACAGGACAAGGGGGCAUGGGCUUAAACUCUCAGGGGAAAUUUAGGCUGGAUAUUAGAAAUAAAUUCUUUACAGAGAGAGUGGUCAGGCAUUGGAAUGGCCUGCCCAGGGAGGUGGUAGACUCACUGUCCCUGGAGGUUUUUAAACUGAGAUUGGACAUGGCACUUAGUGCCAUGAUCUAGUAAAUGAACUGGAGUUGGACCAAGGGUUGGACUUGAUGAUCUCUGAGGUCUUUUCCAACCCAGUCGAUUCUGUGUCCUUCCCAUGUCUUCUCUCUGAUUAGCCUCACUCAUUUUCUUUCAGGCCCACCGUUUUAUGUUCCUGAAUCUGAAAUUAAAAGCUUGUUUCGUGACUGCUGUGAAAUUAAGUGUCUUCAAAAAGUUGACGACUUCUCAGAGAAACACAGACAAUGGGGACUAGAUUAUUUUCUGGAGGUGCUAUAUAUACUGAAGUUUGUAGCUUGAUUUAAAUUAAUUAAAAUAACUUACCUCCCAUGUUGCUUUUAUUUUUGUCUCACCUUCUAAAAUGACACGUGUUUUGGGGCACUCUUAAAGCACGCUUCAGCAUACAUAAAAAUGCCUGUGCAAAAUUUUUGUCCAUUUUGCCUACCAAGCCAGCUCUCCUACAUAACUGCCUUCACUCUCUUGGGACACACACAGCUUCUCUUCAACUCCAUGCACAAACAAGAAUGUUUAAAAUGUAUCUUUUUCUUCCAUAUAAAUUAAAAUCAUCAGAGCUAGAAAAAAAAGAAAUGUUCCGCUUCCUUUUUCGAUGUUGCCAGUUGAUGCUGACUGCCCAGUGCACUGCAGGUCAACCUUGGCAGCUGGCAGCCCUGGGAGCAAUGGUGGCUGCCAUUCAAAUACUGAUUCCUGCAACACUGGCCUUGCACCAGACAAAGGAGCUGAGUGCAAGAGGCAGGAAGUUGGUGCAAGUUGCUUCUCUCCAACCCUAUUAAUCAUGAUUACAGUCAGUUUUGGGCCCCUCACUACAAGAAAGACAUUGAGGUACUGAGAGACUUCAGAGAAGGGGAAUGAAGCUGGUGAGGGGUCUGGAGCACAAGUCUGACGAGGAGCAGCUGAGGGAACUGGGGCUGUUCAGCCUGGAGAAAAGGAGGCUGAGGGGAGACCUGAUCACUGUCUACAACUACCUGAAAGGAGGUUGUAGCAUGGAGGGUGUCAGUCUCUUCUCCCAAGUGGCAAGUGAAAGGACAAGAGGAAAUGGCCUGAAGAUGUGCCAGGGAAAGCUCAAAUUGGAUGUCAGGAAACAUUUCAUGGAAAGGGUUGUCAGGCAUUGGAACAGGUUCCAGGGACAUGGUUUACUGCCAGCUUUUCUGACAGAUAGAGACAAAAGGAUCUAGUGCAGCAACUUCUUUGCAGUCUCUCACUCCUGAGGCCCCUUCUUCAACUCUUCUUUCUUCUGGAGACGGGAAGGCAAAGCGUGUCCUGUCCCUGGGAGCCAACACUGUACCCUGCUUGUCCAUGGGAAGAGCCAGCACCUGCCAUUCCUCUCCAAAGACAUUUAUGCACAGUGAUUAGUGGAGCAGUGGAUCAUGGAAACAUAAACUGCAGUGGACAUGACUUAGAAUCAGUUCUUUUCUUGUCCAUGCUGACAAAAUAAAACCAGCAAUUCCUUACUUUAUAGAAAUUCUCCUAAAGUAGUAGCUGCUCCGAAUAUCUCUCAAGUUUUUAAUAUCACAGGAAAACAGGUGCAGCCAGAAGAACAUUUCCUCUAAUGACUGCACUGAACUACACAGGCAGGCACAGGCAGCUCCCAGUGCCAUUAAAUACACACAGCACCACUUGGUGGUGAAAGCAGAAUCACCAGUGACAUGAAGAAGAAGAUUUAACACCAGUCCACUUUCAGCUUUGGUUCAGUUUGGUUUUUUAACCCCUUGAACAUGAACUCGGUCUGGUCUGUCCAUCCUCACUUGCCAAAUAGCAUUCUGGUGCCUUCACUACAAGAAAGUGGAGCUACCGAGCAAAACAAGUCCCAGAGAGCCGAACCUCAAAGCCAGCAGAACCAAAGGCUGCUGAGCACCACACAGAUGCACCCACUUGGAGGAGCUUCCAGAAUUCUACAGCAUUUUACCACAUGGUUUCUGGUGACACAGCCUGAAGAUAUGUUUAAACACAUGAUCCAGCUUAGUAUCUGCCUGUACCCCAAAGAAGAGCAACAUCAGCUCACAACUGGUGUUUUCUACAGACCUGGGCCAUCAACAAACACACCAGACACAGAAAAACCAAAGGCUUAGAGCAGUUGAAAUACAACUAUUAUUUUUCCAUUCCAUCAACCAGUUAGGAAACUACCUGUGGCUUGUGCACUUACAGAACAGAACACAAUAACUAACAAAAAGAAAGUCUUUGAUUCGGAAGAGAUCAGCGCGUCUUUACAAGAAGUCAUGAGUUCAACACACAAAGUCAGUAUUCUCAUUAGCAACGCACCUUCCCUGAAGAGGAACUCCUCACCUUUGAUCAAAUGUCAGCUGCAAGAGUGUGUAAACAAAACAAAACAGCCCACACCAAAACCCACCCACACCCCAAAAGCUCUAUUUACAUUAUACAUCUAUAUAACAUGUCUUCAUAGAUGAUAACUCUUGAAUUCAUACUUCAGGUCCUUCUCCUCCAGGAACCAGCUAGGAAAGAUAAAAACCAUUUUCUGUUAGUGCCACACAUUUGAGUUCUACAGACCCAUAUGCGACAGUUCUUGCUUUACAGCAUUUUCGCAGAUGGAGACUUCAGGGUUGACCACAAAAGCAGUUUUUAUAUUCAGGAUGAUCUUACUCUCCCAACAGAUGAAGCCAGUUACUGCCAGAGAAGCAGACAGAGAAUGCUUAACAAAACAGACAUGAGCUCCCAGAGAACACACAUUUUGACUUUUGUCUUUGUUAUUCACUUCCAGGAAACAAUUCUGUCUAGAAACGCUACAGUUCAUUUCUGAAAGGUCAAAGAACAUGCUUCAUUUCAUGAAGCAUUUCUCCAGUCACUCAUUCUUCCCCAGACUGGCGCUAGACUGGGAAGGUGGUUUCCUCUUGUCAACUUCUAGCGCAAUGCACAGUCCAACAAGUAAUAGAGCCUGAACCCUUCUACAGGCAGCAGGGAGCCAGGCAGCAUUGCACUUUCCUGUGAAGAAAGUAAAGAACUGACCAACAGAAAAAGAAACACAAAUGGAAAAACACAGAUAAGGGACAAAAAGGAGAGCCACUCCUUUCACUGACAUCUUCUCAAGAAAGAGCUGAACACUUCUAGAGACAAAAAGCUGAGCUGCCCUUGGGACUGACCUAAGGAAAAGACUAAAGCACGCGCUCCCAUGUGGGAAAACAUGUCCUCAAAAGACACAAGAUCUAAUACAGAAACAUGUUGAUGUCUUGCUGAAAAUCUGCACUCUCACGAAUCACCAGCUUCUGCUUCAAGGACAGCACACCACCAGCUCCACUGCAUGGCAGUCACUUUUCCCCAUACAAGAAGCCACAACAUGCACCAACCCUUAAGGAUGAAGAACAAUAAGCAGAGCACAAAGAGGCUUCAACAUUCAGUCAAGAUGGCUCAGACACACAGUGGGGAGGUGCAAGGUGGACAAGACAGCAAAAUGGAGAUUAUUCGUUCCUCGUUCGCACACAACUGCCUUAGGCUCAAGUCAGUCUUACUCAUCCCACAACAUUAGGAAUGCCCUCAUGCAGGAAUCUCAGAGUUUGCAGCCAUCUAUGCAGACAAGCAAAAAACUACUGUGGGUCUGUUCUUCUGGUACUUAGGAAGUUGCAGAAUUCAGCUUAGGGAUGGAUAAUCACAAGAUUUAACUGCUGGUUCAGAACUGAUCUACAUACAUCAGCACAUGAUAAACUAGAUAUUGGAAUGCUUCUGAAGCGGUAUAAUCCAACAGACGUCCAGAUUUUCUUUUCGGAGUACGUCAAGGUACAACUCUCUGGGCAUCACAUGCUGUCAUAAUUGCCAAAUGACUUGAUGAGCUCAUAAACAUCCAAACUGCUGCAAAUACAACUAUACAUACGAUAAUGGAUGAAAUGCAGAUGUAUCCCAUCCCACACUGUUAUGCAGGCAAAGACUCAUGACCUGUAGGAACCAGCCUACAGACUGGGCAACAAAGCCAGUGCUUCCCUUGCACACCUGAAGACCAGAAAAGCAUCCAUCAAAACAAAGUUAGGGCUACGCUCUCUUCAUGGGUUUUAACUGUAACAUGUACCAAGUAAGGCAAUAAGAUCACUUUUCCAGCACCACUCACACAUCAAUAUGCCCCAGAAGCUACCUGAAAGUAGCUUAUGGAACACACCUGUCUGGAAAGCUCAGCUUGAAGUAGUUGAACUAAAUUACCAAUUGCUUUACAGGCAGAGAAAAUAAAUGCAUGCAGCAUUUGAACAAUGAUGACUUACCAUUGUUAUGUUCUUUCCAUUGAGCAAAAUCUGGUCUAGAUUUGUGAUUCUUCUGCCCUCAGGUGGAAUCUCACUGAAGUAGCAUUAGAAAAAGAAAGUAAGAAUGUUAUAGUUGAAUUGAAUUUUGUGGGCUGGGCUGUGUUUCUGAUUCUGUAGACCAUAUCCAGGAUUCCUACCUUAUCGUAAAAGCUAUGCAAGUUGUAUACGAGCUCAUAUUUUAGAGAACUGAAAAUUAGUUCUGUUAGUUCUCAGUAAGCUCUUAUCUUAUCUUGAAAGUGCUGAGAAGGUACAUUUGCUAUCAUCCAAGAAUUUGUAUAAUUUUAUACGAAGUGCGCAUGUGCAGUGACAAAAGGUGAAAAGUACACUAGUGAUGAAGACUACUUACUUCAUCCUGAAGACCCCCUGAACGACCACCAGAGGACACUGCGCAUGCUUAGAGUAGUUCCAAGGUGUUGCAACUGAUAUUGUGAAAUAAUUGUGUAACCUAAUGAAUAUGCAAUAUACACAUUGUAACUUUAAUGAAUAUGUAUGUAACCAAAUUGUAUAAAAUGGUGAAGUUUGAAUCAGUGGUCGGAGCCAGCUUUGGGUGCGAGGCCCUGGUUUCCCCAGCGCUGAAAUAAAGCACCACAUAUAACUACGCCCGUGGUUAUGUGUCCUGAAUGCUAACAUUUUUGGCGACCCAGAUGGGACCUCGCGAGCAUUGCUGAGGCGGAUCGCGUCUUGAUCCUGCUCCAGCUAGCACCUAGGUAUUCUUGGGGAGUGCAUCGGAUGCGACCGACCCUCUGCUGCUCAUGACGGACCUCUGACUGGUAAGAAGGUGCUUUAUCUGGAUUGUUGGGUACCCGCCUGGUCUGGUUCUGGUCUGGUAGCCUGCUGGUCAGGCAUCUGGUAGCCUGCCGGUCAGACGCGGCGAAAGCCAUGCUCGGUUGGGCAGGGAGCUCCCGUGGUAUUGCCUAGGCAGCCGUCCGUCAGACAGAGGGAAACCUCUGCAGGCUCGGCAUCUGGUCUGGUCUGGUUAUGUGUGCCGCAGGCUCGGCACCUGGUCUGGUUAUUUGUGAGCACCUGGUCUGGUUAUUUCUGCUACUCAGCACCUGGUCUGUAGUUCUAGUGAUUUAAUCUGUAUUUACUGUUGAAACCGGUGAUUUGAUCCUGUUUACUGUUGUUCUGGUAAAGUUACCUGUGUUAUCUUUCUGUGUUAGUUAUCUGUAUCCUUCUCUGUUGAUAUGUCAAAUUUAAACGUAUCGCCAUCAAAUUGCUUUCUGAAACAUUAGAAGGAGGCUGGGUUUGGACAGUUUAUGCAUAAAAGAAGUGUGAUUGUGAUCUGUUUGCAUAUUUGAACUCGGUAUUCGGUUUGCAUGUCUGAGCUCAGUAUUUUAGUUUGUAUGUUUAUAUUUGGUACCAAAAGAAUUUGUUUGGGGAAAUAAUUACAAAAUAAGAACCGUUUCCGUUACUAAAGUGCCACCUUGCUCCCCCUUCAGAUGCAUCUGUACACAUGAAAGUAAAUUGAGUUAGCUGUGCUGCAGUUAGUGUUGUUUUGUGGAUAGACUGAUUUGGAUUUGGAUCUAAAAUUAAUGUCAGGGAUUGAUGCUUAGUAUGCUGUUUAUUGACAUCUGUAAGAAGUUACAAAAGGUAGGAGCUGAGGGAUUGUUCAGCUAAUUGAAAUUAUAUAUAAAGUUUAUAAUCACAGGAAUUAAAUGAAGAGAGAAAAAGGGCAAAAGGAGCCCAAACCUGUGCCCGGCAGCUUCUCCUUGAUAAGCUGCAGAGAAAAAAAAAAGGUGAAAAGCUGACUGUCUGCUAAAGCGGUGGGAAAGUGGGGGGGGAGCGGCGGCUGCUAGAGCUGGAGCUGCAGCUCCUCUCCUCCGGGCUCGCCGCCCGCGGGGGAUCAUCAAACGUAAUAGCACCCCUGAGGCAGGCAGUAGGUGUGGGGGGAACCAGUCUAUGUAAAAGUUCCGUUUUCGCCAGGGGAUUUAGUAAUCUGGAAGCAAUCGGCUGGUCCUUAUCGGGAAAAUCCAGAUAAGGUUGCAAUAAUUAAGAUGAUAAUUAAAAUGCAGAAUCCUGAUUGGGAUGAUUUACAAGUGAUUUUGGAUACAUUAAUGGACUCUACAGAAAAUAUAUGGUUAUACAGGUUGCGAGGGAUAAAGUGAGAGAAGAUGUUCGGAAUGGGAAAGUAGAGGCUAACGUUGAUGAGAACUUUCCAAAAGAAGAUCCCCGAUAAUACAGGAGAUACAGACAAUACAGGAGGCGGGUUAAGCCGUCUCCGGAGGUAUCAGGAUUGGUUAUUGAUUGGCGUUCAAACUGCUAUGCCGAAGCAAAUGAAUUGGUCAAAAUUGUAUGAUGUGAUGCAGGAAAACAAUGAGUCUCCCUCGGCCUUUUUAGAAAGAUUAAAAGAAGCUGCCAAAACCGGGAUGUAAAAUUUUUAGUAGACACAGGGGCUAUUUAGUCUGUACUGAAUUCCUUACAGGGGGCGGUAGGUCACAGAGCUACAACAAUUGUUGGUGCCACAGGGAAGGAGGAAGUACGGCCAUUCCUACAACCCUUGGAUUUGUGUUUUGGAGAAAAGGAACUAACCCACAAGUUCUUAUAUGUUUCAGAUUGUCCAGUUUCUCUUUUAGGACGAGAUUUGCUGACUAAAUUAGAUGCCACAAUAACGUUUGAGGAUGGAAAUUUGGUAAUGAAAGUUCCGGAGUCAAAGGUAGGACAAAUUUUACUAUUAAAGGAAAAUCCAACUGUAAAAAUACCACAGGCAAUAGAAGAUGCAGUGAUUCCCACGGUAUGGGAAACUGACAUACCUGAGAAAUCAAAGGCAGCUAAACCUGUGAAAGUAGAGCUGAAGGAAGGUGCUGAACUGGUACGAUUAAGACAGUACCCAUUGAAAUUGGAAGCCAGAUUAGGAGUAGUGUCUUUAAUUGAGAAAUUUUUGAAAUAUGGAAUUUUAGAAGAAUGUGAAUCAGAAUAUAAUACUCCAAUUUUUCCAGUAAAGAAACCUGAUGGUAGCUAUCGACUAGUCCAAGACUUACGAGCAAUAAACCAGAUCACUAAGGACAUACAUCCAGUAGUUGCAAAUCCGUAUACCUUGUUAACAUCUGUGAAAGAGAAAUAUAAAUGGUUUACAGUACUUGAUUUAAAAGAUGCCUUCUUCUGCAUACCCCUUGACCAGGAAAGCAAAAAGUUAUUCGCUUUCGAAUGGGAGAAUCCACACAACGGGAGAAAGGCCCAAUUAACCUGGACACGCCUUCCACAAUGAUUUAAGAAUAGUCCGACUAUCUUCGGAAAUCAACUAGCCAAAGAACUUGAGGAAUGGACUAUGAGAGGCUAUAUCGGAAUUCCUCGACAAUGGUAUUUGUUGCUGCAAUAUGUGGAUGAUAUUUUGAUUGCUGCUGAGACCCAAGAACUUUGCAUUCAGGUAACAAUUGAAAUAUUGAAUCAAUUGGGAAUGAAUGGAUAUAAAGUGUCAAAAAAUAAAGCUCAGAUUGCAUCCACAACUGUGAUCUAUCUAGGAUGCGAGCUUUCUCAAGGACAGCGAAGACUGGGUAUAAACCGUGUACAUGCUAUCUGUGCGAUUUCAGAACCGCGUAACUUACAUGAAUUAAGAUCUUUUCUAGGAAUGGCAGGAUGGUGCAGGCUCUGGAUCAUGGACUAUGGGCUCGUUGCCAAACCUUUAUACGAGGCACAGAAGAAUAAGACCUUAGUGUGGGAAAAACCACAACAGGAAGCUUUUCAAAAGUUGAAACAGGCUUUAAUGCAAGCACCUGCUUUGGGCCUACCUGAUCUGAGUAAAGACUUUCAGUUAUUUGUACAUGAACGACAGAGACUUGCUCUAGGGGUAUUAACCGAACGGCUGGGAUCUUGGAAAAGGCCCGUAGGUUAUUUCUCUAAACAACUUGACCUGGUAAGUGCUGGAUGGCCGACGUGCUUGCGGGCGGUGGCUGCUACCGUGAUAUUAGUUCAGGAAGUCCGGAAACUGACUAUGGGAAAAAAGAUCGAAGUGUUUGUAUCCCAUAUGGUGACUACUGUAUUGGAACAAAAGGGGGGCCAUUGGCUUUCCCCAAGUAGGAUGAUGAAAUAUCAGGCAAUUUUAACAGAGCAGGAUGAUGUUAUCCUAAAAACAACUAACCUAAUGAAUCCAGCUGUGUUUUUAAGUGCAGAGACUGAAGAAGAAAAUCUGGAACAUGAUUGUGUGGAGGUCAUUGAAUAUACCCACGCAAGUCGACCUGACCUGAAAGAUACCCCACUGGAGGAGAUGGAUUGGGAGCUUUUUACUGAUGGCAGUAGUUUUGUGGAAAGCGGAGUGCGGUAUGCAGGAUACGCGAUUACUACUGCCAAAACAAUAAUUGAAGCUAAAUCCCUACCACCAAACACAUCAGCACAGAAAGCUGAGUUGAUAGCCCUAACUAGGGCAUUAGAGCUCAGUGAAGACAAAAAGGUCAAUAUUUGGACUGACUCAAAAUAUGCAUUCGGGGUUGUUCAUGUACAUGGAGCUCUUUGGAAAGAGUGUGGACUACUCUCCUCCCAAGGAACAAACAUCAAGUACCAAAAAGAAUUAUUGAACUUGAUUAAUGCCGUUCAAAAGCCAUCACUAGUUGCCAUCAUGCACUGUAAAGCUCAUCAGAGUGGGACAUCGAAAAUUAUUGAAGGAAAUCGACUUGCUGAUCAGACAGCCCGAUCAGUGGCACGACGAGUCUGGAUGAUGGUGGGUCUCGUCUCCCAGAAGGUAAGAGCAAUUGAUUUAUUACCUACACCUUCAGAGGCACCUGAAUAUUCUACAGAAGAUGAGAAAUUGGCAAGACUAGUAAAAGCCGUCAAGGAUAAUUCUGCAUGGUAUGUAACCGCCAAUGGACAAAUUGUGGUGCCUAUCACAAUUAUGAGAGGGAUACUUCAGGCAGAGCACCAGAAGUGUCAUUGGGGUGCAGAAGCAUUGGUAACUUAUCUAAGAAAACAAAUUAUCUCGGUCCAGAUGUUAACAAUGGCAAAAUCUAUCACAGCUAAGUGUGAAAUUUGCUUGAGAAAUAAUCCUUUAGUUAAAAGGAAAGUAGAUAUGGGAAAAAUUAGGACAGGUGUACAACCAGGAGAUUGUUGGCAAAUAGAUUAUGUGGAACUCCCCAAAACCUGAGGAUUCAAAUAUCUGUUAGUUGGGGUAUGCACUUUUUCAGGAUGGCCAGAAGCCUUCCCUUGUCGCACCAACCAGGCACAAGAAACUGUAAAAUGGUUAUUGAAGGAAAUAAUUCCUAGAUUUGGAGUACCAUUGGGAAUAUCAUCUGAUAGGGGACCACAUUUUGUUGCUCAAGUGGUAAAGGAAGUCAGUAGAUGUUUGGAAAUUAAAUGGGAAUUACAUACCCCGUGGGGACCCCAGUCUAGUGGCCAGGUGGAGAAAAUGAACCAGACGCUAAAACGACAGCUUAGCAAAAUUUGUCAGGAAGCAAAAAUUCAAUGGCCCCAGGCCUUACCAAUAGCGUUAUUGCAAAUUAGGAUUAAAACCAGGAGGGGAAUGUCAGUAAGCCCAUACGAGAUUCUGUAUGGCAAACCAUAUGAAGCACCUAAUCCGAAUCCAAGUGUACAUGUAAAAGGUAAUCAGGAUGUGUACAAUUAUGUGUUGUCUCUCGGCAGGACAUUGAAUCGACUCAGAUCCAUAUUAGUGUGGAAUUGCCCACUAGCACUUGAGAAUCCAGUACAUGAUAUAGAGCCUGGAGACACGGUGUAUAUAAAGACUUGGAGAGAAGAUCCUUUAAAAGAACGUUGGGACGGACCUUAUCAAGUACUUUUAACUACAUUUACCGCAAUCAAGGUUGCCGAAAUAGAUUCCUGGAUACAUUACACCCGAGUGAAGAAAGUCCCAAAACGGUGGCAAUCACAAUUAGUGGGUCCAACCACACUUAAAAUCACAACGCAGGAUGUCUAACUUUUAUCACCGCUUUGUGCUUAUAGUAGUUUAUGUACCCAGACUGUAUGCCACACUGAUUUGCAAAGUCACUGGAGAACAAUUAUGCAAAACACGAAGGGUUAUAGGAGAUAGUGACGAUGCUCAAAUGCCGCAAAUAGUGCAGAGUGUACAGAAUCAGGCAGAGAAUCUGAUGAUAGGACUAAUUCGAGAUUUUGCACGAACCCAAAAUGCCAGUAGCAUCACUGCUUGCCUUCCCAUUCCAAAAUCGGCCGAAGACCCAAUACAAUGGGGAAUAAUAUCUACAACCUUACCGAGAAUGAAUAAAACUGGUAAGAUAGUGUGUGAAUCCCGUACUAGGCUGGAGCAAGUGCCAACUGAAAAAUGGGUAAAAACAGGACCCGAACCAGUGGAAUUUAGAGGAAAGGUAAUUCUCAAAGAAAGUUGGACCAAAAAGACAGUAUAUGAAGAGGUUAAUCGGACCUAUUGGGAAUGUAAAAAUCAGGAUAAUCAGAACAUAACUGAAUCAUAGUACAGCAAUAUCAAUAUAGUGAAGCAUUUCCAUGGUGUAUACGAUGGACCAAUGUAACGAGAGGAGUAACAGUACCAUGGUGGAAUUGCUCUCGAGUGAUGACCUGCCAGACAGAUGUGAGAGAAAUACCUCUGUCCAUCAUUAAAGUUGCAGUAAUCACAGGUUGCAUUUUUCAGAAACAAUUGGAUCCAAAGGAAGCAAUCAAAAUAGGCAUUGAUGGAGAUAAGAUAGAUUGUAGAGGAACUAUAGGUAGUGUGGGACAUUUGGUUUGGGCCUUAAGUGAUGGAACCUGGACAACACAUUUACCGAUAGCAGGACCUGUAAGGGAGGUUACUUUGGGGUUACCAACCCUAUGUCCCAUUUGGAAGAGGUCACCCCUGAAGAAUAGGCAAGAACUCCUACAAGUUAGGCACAAGCGAGAGAUAGAUGAAGAUGAUGUGUGGCACGAGCCAUCAGGUAGUGUUAAAUUCAGCUGGGCAUUAGAAUCUUUCUUUGCACCAAUUGCAGCCUAUAGAAACAGAGAAAUGAUUGACAGAUUAAUUGGACAGAUGGAUUGAUUGGCAAGGAUAACCAAAAAGGGUUUUCGAGAUUUCAGUAUACAAUUGCAAGCUAUGACCAAAAUGACUUUGCAGAACAGAAUGGCACUUGAUAUAAUGUUGCUAAAAGAAAAUGGGGUUUGUGGGUAUUUAAAGGAUAGGGUUGAUCACUGCUGCAUUCAUAUCCCAAACAUAACCUCUGAAGUGGAGAAAGAUAUUUCCCAAUUAACCCAAACAGAAAAGGAACUGCAAGCGGAAAAACAAGAUGUAGAGCAGAGCUAGAUUGGGGCCUUGCUAGGCAAAUUGAACCUGAACCUGGGAGGAUGGGUAUAUUCGUCGUUGGAAAGUUUAUUUUUGCUUGCUAUUAUAGUUGCUCUUUUCUUUUUGCUGUAUGCUUGUAUUAAGCAUCAGAUAAGUCAAUCAAACGCCAGGAACGACGGCAUCUUUACUGUUCUUAGCAGACCUACUUCUGACAACCCUCCAGCUUAUAAGGAAAACAUAAUGUAGUGAAAAUGCAUUGUCUAGGAAUAGAAAAGCAUUUUCAAAGGGGGGAAAUGUUAUAGUUGAAUUGAAUUUUGUGGGCUGGGCUGUGUUUCUGAUUCUGUAGACCAUAUCCAGGAUUCCUACUUUAUCGUAAAAGCUAUGCAAGUUGUAUACGAGCUCAUAUUUUAGAGAACUGAAAAUUAGUUCUGUUAGUUCUCAGUAAGCUCUUAUCUUGAAAGUGCUGAGAAGGUACAUUUGCUAUCAUCCAAGAAUUUGUAUAAUUUUAUACGAAGUGCGCAUGUGCAGUGACAAAAGGUGAAAAGUACACUAGUGAUGAAAACUACUUACUUCAUCCUGACGACCCCCUGAACGACCACCAGAGGACACUGCGCAUGCUUAGAGUAGUUCCAAGGUGUUGCAACUGAUAUUGUGAAAUAAUUAUGUAACCUAAUGAAUAUGCAAUAUACACAUUGUAACUUUAAUGAAUAUGUAUGUAACCAAAUUGUAUAAAAUGGUGAAGUUUGAAUCAGUGGUCGGAGCCAGCUUUGGGUGCGAGGCCCUGGUUUCCCCAGCGCUGAAAUAAAGCACCACAUAUAACUA